UGUCUGUGUGAUGGCUGGGGAACGGAGAGAGAGAGAGGAGAGAGAGGGAGGAGAGAGAGAGGAAGGAGUCUUGUGGGAGCCUUCAAAACCAGAGUGUUUAAAAUCCCAAGGCCUUCGCAAUGCCGAACUUCCCUUUCUCUCUCUCAACCUUCAUGGUUCUUGAACGACGUCGUCGUCUGACGGUGGAUGGGCGGCGACGACGAUUCUCCCCAAUGCCUCCUCCUCCCUUCGCAAAACGAUGCCCAGCCGGAGUCCUCCGCAUCCGCGACACGUGUCCCGCUCGCUCAGACGCCGAUCCUCCUGCUCGUCUGCUUCCACAAGGCGCUGCAGGCCGAGCUCCUCGAUCUCCGCCUCGUGACCACCGCCGCCUUGGAGAGUGGCUCACGUGACCUCCUAGACCGCGACUUCGUUCUCCUGCUUCUGCGGCGGUUUGAGUUCCUCAAGCUCGCGUAUGAGUCCCACUGCUCUGCAGAGGACGAGGUAAUUUUUUUAGCGUUAGAUGGGCGAACAAAAAAUGUAGCUAGUACAUAUUCACUAGAACAUAUGAGUAUAGACGGUCUCUUCGACUCAAUUUUCAAUCGCUUGGAUGUUUUAUUAGAGGAAAACGAGAAUGAGAAAUUUUCCAAGCAAUUUCAAGAACUUGUGUUUGGCAUUGGGACGCUGAAGGAAUUCGUUUCCCAGCAUAUGCUGAAAGAAGAACAGCAGGUUUUUCCCUUGAUCCUGCAGCAGUUCUGUCGUGAAGAACAGGCUGCACUUGUGUGGCAGUUCAUGUGCAGCGUUCCUUUAUUGCUGCUUGAGGAUCUACUUCCGUGGACGAUCUCCUUUCUUCCACCUGAUGAACAAGAGGAAGUUAGACAUUGCAUAAAAGCAAUUGUACCUGACGAAAAAUCACUUGAAGAGGUGGUAAAUUCUUGGCUUGCUAGCAAUGAACAAUCCUCCUUUGGGGCCACCAAGAAUUCUAGAGGAGCUCAACAAGCCGGCGAAUAUGCAGACAUGAAAAGGUUACUGAAGUCUCAUUCGCCCAAAAGGUUUUUAGAAGAAUAUAAAAGACACAUUAAGGCAGAUUGCAUUCACUCUGAUAUUGGAUACAAUCCGGUUGAUGGCCUUCCUUUUUGGCAUGGAGUCAUUAGGAAAGAUUUGAAGACAAUUCUGGAGGAGCUAUAUCAACUAAGAAGCGCAAGCAGUUUUUUGAAUCUUGAUUCAGUAGUUGUCCAGCUAAAAUUCUUUGUAGAUGUCCUUAAUUUCUACAGUGCAUUGGAGAAGUUAUAUCAUCCUGUGUUGAAUGAACUUUUCAACGGCUGCCUUUACCCCUACAGUGAACAAUUUCCAAAUGAAAGCCACGUUGAAGGUUUGCAGAGGUUGCUAUACUAUGAGCCUCAAGAUGGAACACCUUUGAGCAAAUUUGUUGAGAAGCUUUGCUGGGAACUGGAGUCUUUUCUGGUGGGAAUUAACAAGUACUUUGCUUUCCAAGAAACCAAGGUAGUUCCCAUUGUAAGGAAGAAUUGCGGUCAUGAUAUGCAGCUGCAACUCUUGUAUGCAAGCCUUCAUAUUCUGCCACUUGGGUUGCUAAAGUGCAUGACUACUUGGUUUUCGGCUUGCUUAUCUGAGGACGAAUCCAGGUCCAUCCUUAGCAACUUGAAGGAGGGAGAUUCUUUAGUCAAUAAAUCAUUUGCAUCCCUCUUACAUGAGUGGUUCCGCAUUGGUCAUUCAGGUAAGACCUCUGUUGAAAAGUUUCGUGAGGAGUUGCAGCAAAUAUUCAAGAGCAGAUGCACUUCCUUAAAGCAAUUCUAUAAUACUAGUGGAUCUUCCUCCUUAAGUUCCAAUAUGAAACCUAUUGAGGCAUCAAACACUAAGCUAAUGGAGCCAAUCUCUUUGGAUAAGGGCAAGAAAUCUCUGUCAUACUCUUCAUCUUGUGCCUCUGACUCUGCCAGGAAUUAUAGGACGUCAUAUUCCAGCAGAAACAAACUUCACUUAUAUUUCACUGGAACAGUGAAAACUUCAUAUCUCUUUCCUGAAAGUCUUAGUGGAGAGAACCAUCCUGGUUAUGCUCUUCAUGAACCAAAACCAAUAGAUCUCAUAUUUUUCUUCCACAAGGCUCUCAAGAAAGAUUUGGAAUACCUUGUAUUUGGCUCAGCUCAGUUGGCUGACAAUGCUGAUUUUCUCUCAGAGUUUUGCCGGCGAUUCCAACUUAUACAGUUUCUAAAUCAAAUACAUAGUGAAGCAGAGGAAGAAGUUGCCUUUCCAGCUUUAGAGACCAAAGGAAAACUGCAAAACAUUAGCCACUCUUACACGAUAGACCACAAAUUAGAAGUUGAACUCUUUCACAAGAUAUCCCUCGUUCUGGAUGAGAUGUCUAUAUUGCAUGUUUCAGCUUCUGAAGUCGAUUCAAAUGCAGUGGAUAAUAAAAUGCAGAAGCACCAUCAGCUGUGCAGGAGGCUUCAUGACAUGUGCACAUCAACCUGCAAGUUACUGACUGAACAUGUUCAUCGUGAAGAACUUGAGCUCUGGCCCUUGUUUAAAGAAUGCUUCUCCAUUGAAGAGCAAGAAAGGAUUGUAGGAUGCAUACUUGGUAGAACAGAAGCAAAAAUAUUGCAAGAUAUGUUACCUUGGCUAAUGGACGCUUUGACACAAGAAGAACAGCAAGUCAUGAUUACUCUAUGGCGCCAGGUCACACGAAACACGAUGUUUGAUGAGUGGUUGAGAGAAUGGUGGGAGGGAUAUGAGACAGCUAAGUUGGUAGAGGAGUCCAUUGUACCUCCUUCAUGGACUGAAGAUCCAUUGGAGGUUGUCUCUGCCUAUCUGUGUGGAUCGAGUGAACAAGAAGGAAGAUGCUGUAACAAAAGUAUCAAUUUUCCAGAAAAAGAUUCCCAUAGUGCUAAUACCAAGCCAUCGGAAAAUAGUGAGGUGGGUUAUAAGCCAAAAGGUCCUGGAGGUGACCAAUGUAUUUCCACUGAUACAGAAUGUACAAGACUUUGUGAUGAAGGUAACAAGAAGAAGUUACAAGAAGUUGAAAAUGCCACAAAUCAAAUUGAUGAUCUAGGUCACCUUUUGCAAAGAAGCCAGAAAUCCAAGUACUGUGAGUGCCUGCUGACACUUAGUCAAGAGGAUAUGCAGGCUGCAGUAAUAAAAAUCUCCCGUGACUCUUCCUUGGAUCCUCAGAAGAAACCACAUAUGAUCCAGAACCUGAUAAUGAGCCGUUGGAUAGCCAGACAGAACUCUGAAUUAACAGUUGCAAGUAAUGGGAAAGAAUUUCCUGGUCAGCAUCCAUCCUAUCAUGACCCUCUUGGAGUAACCUAUGGUUGUAAACACUAUAAGAGGAACUGUAAGCUUUUUGCUGCCUGUUGCAACCAACUUUACACUUGCAUACGCUGCCAUGAUGAGAUGGCUGAUCAUGAGAUAGAUAGGAAAUCUAUAACAGAGAUGAUGUGCAUGAAAUGCUUGAAGAUGCAGACAGUUGGGCCCACAUGCUCAACUGCAUCCUGCAGUAACUUUUCCAUGGCAAAAUACUUUUGCAGGAUCUGCAAAAUAUUUGAUAACGAACGGGUCAUCUACCAUUGUCCUUACUGUAACUUGUGCCGAGUUGGAAAGGGAUUGGGUAUUGACUACUUCCAUUGCAUGACGUGUAAUGCCUGCAUGUCCCGUUCUCUAUUGAAGCACACAUGCAGAGAGAAAUGCUUCAUGGAUAACUGCCCUAUUUGCAAUGAAGACAUCUUCACCUCAAAUUCUCCAGUGAAGUCCCUUCCAUGCGGUCAUUUGAUGCACUCAACAUGUUUUGAGGCCUACACCUUUACGAAUUAUACCUGCCCAAUCUGUGGCAAGUCACUCGGGGACAUGCAGGUGUAUUUUAAAAUGUUGGAUGCAUUUUUGGCUAAACAGGAAACUCCAGACGAGUACGCUGGCCAAACUCAGGUCAUACUCUGCAAUGACUGUGAGAAGAGAGGAACUGCUCCCUUUCACUGGCUUUACCACAAGUGCCCCUAUUGUGGUUCAUACAACACCAGGCUUCUAUGACGCAAUUCCAAACGGAACUGCUCCCUUUCACUGGCUUUACCACAAGUGCCCCAAUUGUGGUUCAUACAACACCAGGGUUCUAUGAUGCAAUUCCAAACGGAACUGCUCCCUUUCACUGGCUUUACCACAAGUGCCCCUAUUGCGGAGACUUCUAUGACGCAAUUCCAAACGGUACCAUGACUGUUUCAAAGCUAUUUUAUAUGUAAAUAAAAGCUCGUACUAGUAUAUAAAUCUCACUAGUUAUGAAUAUCUAUUAAGUUUCCCCAUUUUGAGGAAUUUCAUAAAAUUUCCAAUUAGAAUUUGCCUUGUUAUCAGAUAUAUAUUACGCUAUA
Malus domestica (apple) is the source of this 4343-nucleotide messenger RNA. Its product is annotated as zinc finger protein BRUTUS-like At1g74770. Lineage: Eukaryota; Viridiplantae; Streptophyta; Magnoliopsida; Rosales; Rosaceae. The record is from RefSeq and is a predicted model, not a curated record. Gene Ontology annotation, molecular function: zinc ion binding.